UUACUGUGUUUGUUUUGUAUGAAAACGACCCACCAUUAUCACGUUCUCUUAAUGCAAUUUUUUCUCUUAUCUGAUAGGGAAUCUCAAUCAGUUUAGUCUCCGAUUAAAUCAUUCUCAAUUCAUAAUAACUGGUUGUUCGGCCAUUGCUUUUUCGAUUGCUUUAUUGACUCAUUCAGGUGAGAGGAAAGCUCUCUUCUUCUUCUUUUUCAAUUUACACUUCAUAUGCUUCCAUCUUAAUCCUUCUUAAAGGUGAUCAGAUACUAAAAGUUGAUGCUAUAACACCAAUUUGAUUUGUGUAGACUAUAAAUUGUCAGUGAAUGGGGUCUGAAGGGCCUCUCGGGGUCACGAUACACAUAACAGGUUUCAAGAAAUUCCAUGGAGUUUCAGAGAAUCCAACCGAAAUGAUUGUACGGAAUUUAGAAGAGUAUAUGAAGAAGAAGGGUCUGCCUAAAGGGAUGAUCCUUGGGAGUUGCAACAUUCUUGAGACUGCAGGACAGGGGGCACUUGUUCCCUUAUACCAGACACUACAAUCUGCUGUGAACAAGAAGGAUCCCAUAUCAUCAAGUUCUGAUAGAAUUAUUUGGCUACACUUUGGAGUUAAUAGUGCUGCAACAAGCUUUGCCAUUGAGCAUCAAGCUGUCAAUGAAGCUACCUUUCGCUGUCCAGAUGAGAUGGGAUGGAAGCCUCAGAAAGUCCCCAUUAUUCCUGCAGAUGGCGAGAUAUCACGAACUCGCGAGACUCCUCUUCCAGCUGAGGCGAUUACCAAGGCCUUGGCAAAGAUGGGCUAUGAGGUGAUGACAUCCAAAGACGCUGGGCGAUUUGUCUGUAAUUAUGUAUAUUAUCAUUCCCUCCGCUUUGCAGAGCAGCAUGGGAUCAAAUCGCUUUUCGUGCACGUGCCUCUCUUCUUGACCAUCAAUGAGGCGACCCAAAUGCAAUUCACUGCUUCCUUGUUGGAGGUACUUGCUUCUUUAUAUUAAGUAUUCCACCAUUGGCAUGUCUUAUCUUUAUGCUCCAGAGCAUGUAUGCCCGAAUUCUUAUUGCCCAUGUAACCGAAGGUGGAUGGUUGUGUUUUUAUUUUUGUUGCCACAAUAAACAGUUAAAUGUGUAUGUGGAUGGCAAAUGAAUUUGUAGCACAUACAUAUCUCAUGUAUUUUGUGUGUUGUUGUUCCUCAGAAGGUCGGAAUUGCUUUUAUUUUGUUGAAGCAAUCUUCUGUGUUUGUGAAUAAAAUUGCUGCUUGCCUC
Messenger RNA from Cornus florida, 1242 nucleotides. RefSeq lists its product as uncharacterized. Gene Ontology annotation, molecular function: pyroglutamyl-peptidase activity. Bases 318 to 977 code for a protein of 219 amino acids. NCBI's taxonomy places the organism in Eukaryota, Viridiplantae, Streptophyta, Magnoliopsida, Cornales, Cornaceae. The record is from RefSeq and is a predicted model, not a curated record. Gene Ontology annotation, biological process: proteolysis. The transcript has 5 exons. Gene Ontology annotation, cellular component: cytosol.